Microthlaspi erraticum is the source of this 336-nucleotide messenger RNA. NCBI's taxonomy places the organism in Eukaryota, Viridiplantae, Streptophyta, Magnoliopsida, Brassicales, Brassicaceae. The record is from the annotation of a GenBank genome assembly.
AUGAGAAUCACGAAGACUCGAGCACAUUUCAUAACAAAUUAUGCGGCAAAACUCGCCGUCCUGCUUAUCAUCAUAUUACUUCUCUUCAUGUCAACCACCGUGGUUGCCAGAGGCGGCGGUGGUGGUGGCCACGGUGGGGGUCAUAGUGGUGGAGGAGGAGGCCAUGGUGGUGGAAGAGGAGGCCGUGGUGGCGGCCAUGAAGAAGAAGGAAGGCCAGAGAUUGGUGGAGGCGGAAUGGUUCAUCGACCAGUGAGAAGGAACGGAGACUCUGCACUCAAUCCUUUUGCGGAUGGAACUGCAGCUGUUUUAACGAUCAUAUUUCUUCUUUUCAUCUAG